UGUGGGCAAGCACCGCCCUACACACUUUCCUAGGGGGGAACUUUUGAUAAGAUUUUUAUGUGCGUGUGACUCUCCCCUUUAUUAAGUCACAACGUGUUCCACAUGGGAAGUUCCUUUGGGACCGUCCUCUCCAACAUCAAACUUUGGUUUGAACUUUUGAACUCUUGUUUCAUCUGGGUAAUGGUAUAAGCAGUUGAAAACAGGGCAGUGAGGAGCCGAAGGCAGAACCAGUGUCUGUUGUAAAAUUGUCUGUCCCUGAUGUCCUGGUUAAUGACCCCUGGGAGCAAGUGGGGUCCUCUGAGCAGUACUGAUAGCAGUCUCUGAAAAGAAGAACAGUAGGCCUCCAGGAGAUCUUCCCCAGAGAGAUCUACAGUUGUGUCCUGGAGGACUGCGUUACCAUGGCAACGGUCACCCACAUGGCCUAUAGAUCUGACUCUGACCCACAGAGGUCACAGCUUUGGUUUAGACAGCUUGCUGGGCUGAAAGGAUGCCACUGAUGGCUUAGUAGGUCAACUCUAUCUAAGCGAAGAGAAGGGACUUCCCUUGUGUGUACUCGUCCUUGGCUGUGCCUCAGCUAGCCAAGUGGACUUUAUGAGUAUAAGGUGUUGGGUGUCCUGGAAGGUUGCUCGCCAUCCCUACUCGCAGACGUUUACAUGGACUUAGACUACAGAAAAAAAUGGGACCAGUAUGUGAAAGAACUCUAUGAGAAGGCGAGUGAUGGACAGAUGGUGGCGUACUGGGAAGUGAAGUACCCUUUCCCGCUCUCCAACAGAGAUUACGUCUACACCCGCCAGCGGCGAGACCUGGAUGUGGACGGGAGGAAGAUCUACGUGGUCCUGGCCCAGAGUGUCUCUGCGCCUCAGUUUCCUGAGAAGUCUGGGGUAAUUCGAGUGAAGCAGUACAAGCAGAGCCUGGCGAUUGAGAGCGAUGGCAAGAAGGGGAGCAGAGUUUUCAUGUACUACUUUGAUAACCCAGGUGGCCAAAUUCCGUCCUGGCUCAUUAACUGGGCUGCCAAGAAUGGAGUUCCAAACUUUUUGAAGGACAUGGUGAAAGCGUGUCAGAACUACCACAAGAAAACCUAAGGAGGAGACUGGGACCCCGGCAUCCAUGAAAGACAUCUCUGGAUGUGCUACAUCAGCUGAGGGUCUCCCUUCCGUUCACACUUUCCAUCUUCAAAGUACUACACAUUCCCCAAGUUUGCCUCUGUCCAGCUCCUUUGCUCCUUCUUCCCCACUGGUCAUACUCAGAACUUGCUACCUUCUUCCACUAUUGAAUGGGGGCCCAUGCUUGUUUAUGUUUCAUUAGGGAAAUCCUUAGUGGGGAAAAGGAGCCAUUCUGUUGUGCCAUUUUUGGGGGGAAUGAGUGAGAGGAAGAAACACGACAAGAUAUAAGAGCAGCCUUUCUUGGAAAGCAGGCUCACUUCAGCACUCUCUCUUGCAACUAGAAAAGUGGCCUUUGGUCCACAGUUGGCCUUCCAUAUUGGAGUACUGGAGAUACAGUGAUGCCUGUUCUCUUGAUGCCUCACUGACUCGGAUAGGGUGGGAUUUGAGAUGACGAGCAAGUGUGGCUGCGUUCCUACUUGGAACACAGGAUCUAGUAGGUGCUGUGAUACCAGACCACUCUGAGGAGUGUCCCAGGUCUGACUGAGCACACGCUGAGAUGACCAAGUGUUCCUCAUUGCCACAUCUGGAGUUUUCCUUUCCCAUAAUCCACUGAGAAAGCGCUCCCUACACCUCUCGAGCUGUGCAUUUAACUGCAAGCCUAAGGCUCCAGAGCUAGCUUGUGCAGAGCCCGAUGACAGUGUCUGCCUAUGUACCAAGGUGACUUACUUUCCAUUCUAGAGUGCUGGGAGAUGUUGAAGGGGCAAUAAUGGUUUACAGAGGAGUGAAACUGGAGUAGUGAUUUGAUGUGCUCUUUGCCUUUUCCUUAGGAAUUCUACCUCUUCAAGACAGAGACUCUCAGAACUCUGCGUUUGAGCCUCAGUCUUUUGUAGGAAAAUCUAUUCUGUGGCCAAGACACAGCCUUAAUGAUCUCAGGGAAAAGUUGUAGUCACUCUGUGCAAACCUUGAUUGACAGAUAUGGAAACUCAGGAUGCAAAAGGCAGUGGAAAGGGAUCCCUUAGAGUGUGUGUUCUUUCUGGGAAGAAAGUUGUGUUCUGUGAAUAAACACAGUGACUUAUGUUUCUCUGUG
Mastomys coucha (southern multimammate mouse) is the source of this 2190-nucleotide messenger RNA. RefSeq names its product phosphatidylcholine transfer protein (gene Pctp). Gene Ontology annotation, molecular function: phosphatidylcholine intramembrane carrier activity; phosphatidylcholine binding. The record is from RefSeq and is a predicted model, not a curated record. The transcript is spliced from 6 exons. Lineage: Eukaryota; Metazoa; Chordata; Mammalia; Rodentia; Muridae. The coding region runs from base 654 to 1082 and encodes 142 amino acids.